UAUUACAGAGAUCAUUUGGUAUAUAAUGUGCCUCAAUGAUGUGCUAAUCUGCAUAACGACAUACUUGCGUGGAAUUCGCUUCGUAGAUGGUUGUCAGGACAUUGAUCUAUGCAAGUAGGUUAAGUUACUUAACUGGCAGAGAAAAUUCAAGCUAUGAAACAAGAAUAUGAUAUCAAACGAAAAUAAAUGUCGCUCAAACUUUGUACUCCAGACGUCUGUUUCUUAAGUCAGAGGUCCUAACACAUGGGUUUUCAUGGUUUACCGAUGAACAGUGGCCCAGCUUUAAUCGAAAGUUGAAAUUCUCCGCUCACUCCAUUUCCAUAAAUUUUAUAGCCGAAACUUUAUCGAACGCGAAUCCAUAGAAACUGAAUUUUAUGAAGCAUUGACUCCUCCCUCUUUUUAAAAUAAACGGUCAAUUUAGACACGAUGUAUAUGAAAUGUUAAAGCGUUUUCUGACAGAUUGGCAUAAAACCGUGGUGUUUGGUGUUGCACUAGAUACAUUUUGUGUAUGGCGUGAACUUGGCAGUACCCACGACGCACCAUCAAAUCAUAACCGUCACACCAUAAAAUACUUUGACCUUCAUUUUGAAUUGUAAACCCUUUGGCUUUCAUUGACAUAUACAGAGUCUGCAAAUACGUCAUGGGCGACAUAAGAUGCAUUAUUAAUACUCGGAUUUAUCACAAUCGAUAUGUCGCUGUCGGUGGUAGCACGAAGCGACAUGCAUAUGCUGGUGUAGUACUUCAGUUGUUUCUUGUCUGUCGUAAGGGCUGUACUGAUUGAACGUGACACACCGACAUGAUGGCAAGUUGCUUGUUGCGUAAAGAACUAUUUCCGCUUGUCCAUUAUGUAAUUUACUCUUUCACAGUGUCUCAGUGUGGAAUCAUUCUCGCAACAAAUUAGCGUGAGCGAAAGGAAUGUUCAUUUCUGCAAACAGACACUAAAAUAAUCAAACUAUGCUAUAAUUUCAUUAUUCGUAUUUUAUAUUUAAAUUUAAAUGCGGCUUUGCACUGAAAUAGUUGGCACAGAAAUUUGCGUACGGAAAUAAUACUCAAAGAAAAUCUUUCAAGGCCGUGUCAUAGCUCAGGCGACUUAAUGAUGGCUAUUCACUGUGGGGACGGGCGUUCAUUCCGGGUGACUUCAGAAUACGUUUAAAGCCGUCAUGUGGACACAGCCAGUGAACGGGAUGAACUCACAUGAACGACGGCUUUAUUUCGGAUACAAGGAACCAUCGAAAACUCCGGCGUAUCCAGUAUCGCAAUACGACACGUUCCAAACUCGACGACAACAUCAACAACAACAACAACAACAACAACCCAUCAUUAUCAGAGGGUUUAUUUUCGAUUAUUGUGAAAAUACAUCCCUGCACGGCAUGAAGUACAUUGCCCAGCGCGACAGACACUGGUAUGAAAGAGUCCUCUGGAGCUUGCUAUGUACUAUAGCUGCUUCUGGAACCAUGUACCUUUCUGCUGUCAGCUGGCAACGAUUCGCUAACAGUCCCACAAUGUCUGUCAUAGAGAGUACCAACUUUCCCAUAUCAAAUAUCCCGUUUCCGUCUGUAACACUAUGUGACGCCAACAGAGUACACUGGAAGAAAGCUAUGCAAUUCCAGGAACGAUAUCUCGCUGAUGCUUCCAACGAAACCAUAAAAAUGUUUCACAUUUUUCUCAAAUCCAUGGCGCUGGUAGAGUUUGGGGAUUUUGAUCUUGUCGGGAAUUACUUCGAAAACACUUCUUUCGUCAACACUCCGGAGCUGGCCACAUUGAACGUGUCACAGCUCAUGCUCGAUACGUCGUAUGUUCAGGUGAUGCCGGAGUGCAGCGAGCUGAUGACCGUGAGUCAAUGCUGGUGGCGGAAUGAUUACCACAACUGCUGUGACAUCUUCGAGCUUCAGAGGACAGAGUAUGGCUACUGCUACUCAUUCAACUCGGAGGUGUCAGAAGUCAGCUCUGGGGUUCGGAAAUGGUUUGAUUCGAGUGCGUACUACCUGCGGCCCCCAAAACAUUCACCAGAUGUGAAUAAGGAUGAGGAGUUGCGCCCUCGUCGAACCAGCAGCUACGGCCCGUGGGGAGGUCUUCGCUUCACAGUGACCGCCACGAACGACUCCCCUCCCGAUCCAGAGAUACAGCCGGGCGUCAUACUUAUGGUAAACAACCCCUACGACUAUCCAGAGAACGGAAGGGUAAUUUCCGGAGGCCAAUCUGUGUGGGUAAACAUCAAUGCUCAGGUCACCUACACAGUGGACAGGGUGCGAUAUCUCAGUGUAGAAGAACGUGAUUGUUUGUAUCAGGAUGAAGGAAACAUCAUGGAUCUAGGCGGCUACGUGUUCCAUAAUUGUAUCACGCAGUGUCACCUCAGGUACACCAUACAGUACUGCAACUGUGUGCCAUACUUCUUCUAUUCAUACCUCGGCAAUGCAACGUCUUGUGACGUCGCUGGCUAUCUGUGUCUUGCAAAAUAUAACCUUGUUUUCAACUAUCAUCAGCCGAGAGAAGCGAAUGAGUUCUUUAGCGAUGCAGUGGAGGGCAUGAAGUGUGUGUGCGCGCCAGAUUGUAGCUUCUCGCAAUACACUACUGCAAUGUCCAUGUAUCGUAUCGCUGAAGGUGGUGGAAAUGAAGAAGACAUAAAAAAUACAAUUUUUAUGGAUAUUCAUUUCGAGAACCCUGCGAUUGUUAGAUAUCGGACCGAUAUAUCGUACAGCUGGCUGGAUCUUCUAGUGGCCUUUGGUGGUAUUGCAGGUUUAUGUCUUGGUUUUUCAUUGCUAAGUGGAGCAGAGCUGUUCUACUAUCUGACAUUCAGACUGUAUUGGCAAUACAGACUGAUGCACCAGAAGAGAUCUACACCAAAACACAAAUACAAUGUUCCCCGCAAGAAACCAUCGUUCGGCAUCAGACAACAUAGGAAUUCUAUUAAGAGUCUGAGUUUCCAAAAUCUGCGCUGAACUCUUGGUGUUCAAUGGGUUUGGAAUACUACAGAUGAAGAACUCCAGUUAACUGUUUGGAGCUUGUAGUUCAUGUACAUACUAUUUAAAAAUCAGUUCCUACCUAAAAGAAAAUGCAUCACUUCACCAUUACCAAGAGCAGUUGGUUAUUGCUGCAUAGGGAAAUAAUCACUGUAUAUUUUGAGAAUUAUACAAAACCCAUGAUGCUCUGUGGUAAAAUGAAAAGUUAUUCAAUGCUAAAGUACAUGGUGUGUAUAGUUAUCAAUGUACUUUAAUGAAUUAAAAUUGUAUAAAUCUUCAUCUAAAUAAAUAUGUUGCUGAUAUAAAAUUACUAAACAUAAUGGCUACAGAUAAGGAUGUGUUACACUUCUAUUUAUAAGAUCAGAAUUCUUAUAUAAUUUUAUUGUUCUGAGCAGCUGAUCCCAUUUAUUAAAAUAUUAUACAGAUAUUAUGUCAAAAAUAUAUUUCAGUGUCAAUUUCAAUAAAAUAUUCUGAAAAUG
Zootermopsis nevadensis is the source of this 3439-nucleotide messenger RNA. RefSeq names its product pickpocket protein 19. Gene Ontology annotation, molecular function: ligand-gated sodium channel activity. The record is from RefSeq and is a predicted model, not a curated record. Gene Ontology annotation, cellular component: plasma membrane. Gene Ontology annotation, biological process: sodium ion transmembrane transport. Lineage: Eukaryota; Metazoa; Arthropoda; Insecta; Blattodea; Termopsidae.